AUGCCAAUUAAUAAAGAAAUACAUAAAAAUGAAUCCAAAUUAUUAAACUACGGCAAAAGCAAUAGAUGGCUGUAUAUUUCACGCAUUCUUAAUCGAUCUGGUCCUUUUGUAGAUAUAAAGUUUAUACCAGGAAAACAAGUACAUAAUUUUUUAAAUACAUGUAAAGUACUUGUUAUUGGAGCAGGUGGACUUGGUUGUGAAAUUUUAAAGAAUCUGGCUCUUUCCGGCUUUAAAAAUAUCACAAUAAUUGAUAUGGAUACAAUAGAAUUAUCUAAUUUAAAUAGACAAUUUCUAUUUAAAUAUUCAGAUAUUGGAAAACCAAAAGCAAUAUGUGCAGCAAAGUAUAUUAUGAAACGUAUCAAAGGUGUUGAUAUAACUCCAUUUCAUUGUAAAAUUCAAGAUAAAGAUGAAUCAUUUUACAUGCAAUUUGAUAUUAUUAUUUCUGGAUUAGAUAGUAUAGAAGCACGAAGAUGGAUAAAUUCUACUCUUGUUAAUUUGGUAGAUCCAAAAUGCCCUAAAUCAUUAAAACCAUUUAUAGAUGGAGGAACUGAAGGACUUAGAGGACAAGUACGUGUCAUACUACCGACAAUUAGUUCUUGUUAUGAAUGUUCGCUUGAUAUGCAUAUAAAAAAUAAGACAUAUCCUAUCUGUACUAUUACUAAUACUCCACGUUUACCUGAACAUUGUAUUGAAUGGGCAUUAAUUAUUGAAUGGCCUAAAGUGUUUCCAGAUAAAACAAUUGAUAAUGACAAUUCGGACCAUAUCAAAUGGAUUUAUGAAACAGCCAAAAAUAGAGCUAACCAAUUUAAUAUUACAGGAAUAACACCUUUUUUUACUGAAAGUGUUGUAAAAAACAUUAUUCCAACUGUAGCAAGCUCAAAUGCCAUAAUAGCAGCGUCUUGUUGUAAUGAAGCAUUUAAAAUUGCAACAACAUGUAACCCAUAUAUUAACAAUUAUAUGAUGUAUACAGGAACAGACUCUGUUUAUAUAUAUACAUUUCAACUUCAAAAGAAGCCGGAUUGUCUAAUAUGUGGCUAUUUAGCUAUAGUAUAUGAAGUUGAUCCAAAGAUAACUUUAAAUGAAUUUAUUGAAAAACUUAUUGAAAGUCCAAAUACAAAUGUGAAAAGACCUUCAUUAAGGACAGGAUCAAAAAAUCUUUAUUUACAAACACCUCCACAAUUAGAAAAAGCUACAAGACCCAACUUAAAUAAAUCUUUAGAAGAAUUGAUCCAUAAUGAUGAAGAAAUUUUAAUAACUGACCCAAAUAUACCAUUUAACCUCAAUCUUAAAUUAAAAUAUAUCUAA
Messenger RNA from Pneumocystis murina B123, 1305 nucleotides. RefSeq lists its product as hypothetical. Gene Ontology annotation, molecular function: NEDD8 activating enzyme activity. Gene Ontology annotation, biological process: protein neddylation. The record is from RefSeq and is a predicted model, not a curated record. The coding region runs from base 1 to 1305 and encodes 434 amino acids. NCBI's taxonomy places the organism in Eukaryota, Fungi, Ascomycota, Pneumocystomycetes, Pneumocystales, Pneumocystaceae. The transcript is spliced from 7 exons. Gene Ontology annotation, cellular component: nucleus; cytoplasm.